Molecule: messenger RNA, 3100 nt
Organism: Pararge aegeria (speckled wood butterfly)
Lineage: Eukaryota; Metazoa; Arthropoda; Insecta; Lepidoptera; Nymphalidae
Gene: Lon
Product: lon protease homolog, mitochondrial
Exons: 16
Coding region: 100-3021 (973 amino acids)
Biological process (GO): mitochondrion organization; chaperone-mediated protein complex assembly; protein quality control for misfolded or incompletely synthesized proteins
Cellular component (GO): mitochondrial matrix
Molecular function (GO): ATP binding; single-stranded DNA binding; serine-type endopeptidase activity
Source: RefSeq, a predicted model, not a curated record
AUCUGGAAAAAUAACCUUUUAUUCUGAAAUAAAUAUAAAAUUAUUAUUUUUUAAAUGAAAGCUGUUUCGGUUCUGCAAUAACUAGAUAUAAAAGCAAAAAUGCACGCAGCAAAUGCGUUUGUGAGAAAUACGGUGCUCUUCAACCCAAGUUUGAGAUCCUCUUCACAAGUGACUAGGAAUGUAUCAAAAAUUGCAUCACAUUUGCAUAGAAAGCCGCUGGGAAACCGCCUAUUGAAUAGUUUUAACAGAUACAGUGCCCAUAACUCCAGAGUUUGUGCCUAUGAUGGUGUUUUUUCUCUUAUUAAUCAGCGUUAUCCCAGUAGACUUUACUCAACUGGCAAUAAGAAUAAUCCGGAGGAGGCAGAUCCAGAGGGAGUAGAUGUUAAGGAUGAGACACCACUGUUUUCAAGUCAGUUGCCAGCCACAGUUGCUGUGCCGGAGGUGUGGCCGCAAGUACCCGUGAUUGCUAUUAACAGAAAUCCUGUGUUCCCCAGGUUCAUCAAGCUUAUAGAGAUAUCGAAUCCAGCUUUAAUAGAUCUUAUAAGACGAAAAGUAAAAUUAAACCAGCCAUAUGUAGGCAUUUUUCUCCGUAAAAAGGAAGAUGAGAAAUCUGAUAUAGUAUCGAGUUUGGACGACUUGCAUGACGUUGGUGUGUUCGCACAAAUACAUGAAAUGCAGGAUAUGGAUUACAGGUUGAGAUUAGUUGUGAUGGCGCACCGGAGAAUUAAGAUUACUGGGCAGUUUGUUGAGGAUGAGAUUGAAACUGGGCCUGCAGAAAUGAAGCUCAAGUUUCCCGUGUUUAACGUGGAAUUUAACGUUACCCGCGAAGAAUCAGAUGCCGAACGACGAAGAAGGAAAUACCGCAACACGAGACGGAAGAAUAACGAAACGGAGGAGGCCACCGGCGAGAAGGAGACAAAAAAAACAUUACCGGACCAGGUUAUGAUGGUCAAAGUUGAGAAUAUGCAGCAUGAGAAGUUCCAGCAGAAUGAGGAGGUGAAAGCGUUGACUCAAGAAGUUAUCAAGACCAUACGGGAUAUUAUUAAUAUGAAUCCUUUGUAUAGGGAAUCCUUGCACCACAUGCUGGCGCAGGGCCAGCGCGUGGUGGACAACCCGGUGUACCUCAGCGACCUGGGCGCGGCGCUGACGGGCGCGGAGCCCGCUGAACUGCAGGCCGUGCUUGAGGAGAUGGAUAUACCAAAGCGCCUGAUGAUGUCACUGUCUCUGCUGAAGAAAGAGUACGAGCUGUCCAAACUGCAGCAGAAAAUCGGCAAAGAAGUGGAGGAAAAGGUCAAGCAACAGCACCGAAAGUACAUACUACACGAGCAGCUAAAGGUGAUAAAAAAAGAGCUAGGUCUUGAAAAGGACGACAAAGACGCGAUAGGCGAUAAGUUCCGGGAGCGUCUCGCCGACAAACAGGUACCGGCGGCCGUGCAAACCGUUAUUGACGAAGAACUGAACAAAAUAAACUUCCUCGAGAGCCACAGUUCCGAGUUCAACGUUACCCGUUGUUACCUCGACUGGCUAACCUCGCUCCCCUGGGGAGUGACAUCCGAGGAGAACCUGAAACUGGAAGACGCACAAGUUAUCCUGGAUGAGGAUCACUACGGAAUGGAAGACAUCAAGAAGAGGAUCCUGGAGUUUAUAGCGGUGUCCCAACUUAAGGGCAGUACGCAGGGCAAGAUCCUAUGCUUCCACGGACCUCCGGGUGUCGGCAAGACUAGUAUAGCACGCUCAAUAGCUCGAGCGCUGAACAGACAGUACUUCAGGUUCUCCGUGGGCGGUAUGACGGACGUGGCGGAGAUCAAAGGUCACCGCCGCACGUACGUGGGCGCCAUGCCCGGCAAACUGGUGCAGUGCCUCAAGAAAACCGGCACCGAGAAUCCGCUCGUACUCAUCGACGAAGUCGACAAGAUCGGCAAAGGCGUCCACGGAGAUCCCUCAUCAGCCCUGCUAGAACUCCUGGACCCGGAACAGAACGCAAACUUCCUGGACCACUACCUGGACGUAGCUGUCGAUUUAUCCCGGGUAUUGUUCAUCUGCACCGCCAACGUGGUAGAUUUAAUCCCGGAACCGCUGCGGGAUAGGAUGGAACUCAUAGAUAUGUCUGGUUACGUAGCUGAGGAGAAGUUAGCGAUCGCCCAACAGUACUUAGUGCCGACCGCACAGAAGAACUGCGGCCUCAGCCAGGAGCAAAUGGAACUCACUCCGGAAAGUCUGCACACCCUCAUCAAGUCCUACUGCAGAGAGAGCGGUGUUAGAAAUCUGCAGAAGCACAUCGAAAAGAUCGCACGAAAAGUUGCCUAUAAAAUCGUGAAGCAAGAAGCCGAUAAGAUGGUCAUAAACGAUAGCAAUUUAUCGGAACUGGUGGGGAAACCCACGUUUAAACACGACCGCAUGUACGAUAUCACCCCUCCAGGAGUGGUUAUGGGGUUGGCGUGGACGGCGAUGGGUGGUAGUACACUGUAUAUUGAAACGGCUCUCCGCAACACGUUCAAAGACGAGAAGCUAACAGCCGGCUCCAUGGAGCUGACAGGGCACCUCGGUGACGUCAUGAAGGAGUCCGCCCGCAUAGCCCUGACAGUCGCUAGGAACUUCCUCUCAGAUUACAGUCCUGAGAACAACUUCCUGAACACGAGCCACUUGCACCUGCACGUGCCGGAGGGCGCCACGCCCAAGGACGGCCCGUCGGCCGGCGUCACGGUGACGAGCGCGCUGCUGUCGCUGGCGUUGCGGCGCCCGGUGCGCGCGCAGCUGGCCAUGACGGGCGAGGUGUCGCUGACGGGCCGCGUGCUGCCCGUGGGGGGGAUCAAAGAGAAGAUCAUCGCGGCGAAACGUGUGGGUGUGACCUGCGUGAUCCUUCCAGAAGAGAACAGAAGAGACUUCGACGACUUGCCGUCCUUCAUCCGUGAAGGCAUCGAUGUGCACUUCGUCAACGAAUAUGAGGACGUGUUCAAGAUCGCGUUCGAUCACGACCAGUUUGGAGACUUCGUUGGCGUCAAAAGCGCUUCGCUCAACUAGGAUUGGCGACUUCAAGACAAGGUUUAAGUUGUGUUUCAACAAAUUUUAUUUUAAUAAAUACAAAUAAUAGCACAAUUAA